UACCGCUAUCAGCACUGGAGAGGUAAAAGGGGUUGGGUUGUCGGUAACAGAAAUCCAAGUCCAUCGGUGGGCAUUACAGAAAAGGACGACGAGAUAUUGAGGCGGAGAGCCCCAGUUACAGUGAAAGGAUGCUGAAUAUGUGGAAAGUCAGGGAGCUAGUUGAUAAAGCCACCAACGUGGUGAUGAACUACUCGGAGAUCGAGUCGAAGGUUCGCGAAGCCACUAAUGACGAUCCCUGGGGGCCAUCCGGACAGCUCAUGGGAGAGAUUGCCAAAGCCACGUUUAUGUACGAACAGUUCCCUGAGGUUAUGAAUAUGCUCUGGACCAGAAUGCUGAAAGACAACAAGAAAAACUGGAGAAGAGUUUACAAGGCCUUACUUCUACUAGCAUACCUCAUCAGGAACGGCUCUGAGAGAGUGGUCACCAGCGCCAGAGAGCACAUAUACGACCUCCGCUCCAUGGAAAACUACCACUUUGUCGACGAGAAUGGGAAGGACCAGGGCAUCAACGUGCGGCAGAAGGUGAAGGAGAUGGUGGACUUUGUGCAGGACGACGACCGGCUGCGGGAGGAGAGGAAGAAGGCCAAGAAGAACAAGGACAAGUACAUCGGCGUCUCCUCCGACAGCAUGGGCAGCGGCUUCAAGUCGGGAGAGCGGAGUUUAGACGGAGACUCCAAGGGGAAAUGGGAGGAGGACUGGGACAAGAGUAAAGGGGGCUUCCCCUUCAGCGAGAAGCUGGGCGAGAUCAGCGACAAGAUCGGCAGCACCAUCGACGACACCAUCAACAAGUUCCGCAAGAAAGACCGUGAUGACUCACCUGAUAGAAUCAGUGACAACGAGGAAGACCGAGUAUCGCAAAAUGGCCCACCCUCCAAGUCCGAGUUCAAGGAUGAAGAGGACGGCAUCACAAACAAGGGCAAUACAGUCACCGAGGCAACAGACGCCACGACAGCUGCCACCACUUCUGCGCGCAAACGUGGCGGCAUUCCCUCUAAAACCGUGGACCUGGGGGCUGCCGCUCACUACACCGGCGACAAGAGCAGUCCAGACGCAGACAACGCAAAGACAUCCAUCAGUCAAUCAAGCAGUGGCCUUGCAGACCUGUUAAUGGUGGACCCAGUGCAGACACCUCCCAGUGGUGGAGGUUCAGAUCUAAUCGCGGGCUUUGCUGAUUUCUCCUCCCCAGCCGCCUCCGCCAGCCUCCCUCCCAAAGCUGCCCCCAGUGGUAACGGAGAGUUUGGUGAGUGGAAUGCCUUCCCCACCACCAGCCCGCCAGCCUCCGCCGGCGCCGCGUCGGCCGUGCCCCCGGCGGUGACGGACCUCUUCGGCGACGUCCAGGCCGCCCCGACCCAAGCGCCCGCGUCCUCUGCACAGCCCCCCUCGGCCGACCUCUUCGACCUGAUGGGGCCCAACCACGCCACCCUCAGCGCCUCGCAGAGCCUGAGCUUCAACAUGUGUGCCAACCAGGGCAUGCCCAUGUCACGGUCUCAGACAUUGGGGGGUCCUAUGCAGAGCUUAGGGGGACACAUGAUGGCACAGCAGAUGGGUAUGCAGAAACCGGGGCCGAAGGGCGCCCUCCCCGCCACGUGGUCCGACCCCAGCGUCAACAUCAGCCUGGACUUCCUGUCGGCCGGACCGGUUACAGGUAUCCAACCUCCCCUUAACAUGAUGGCUCAGAAUUUUGCCGGCAUGAACCUUAACUCUCCGCCAGCAGCUGCUCCAGGUGCCCCCAGACCACCCCUGGGCCCCAUGAUGGCGUCGGGCGGGCAAAUGGGCAUGGCGGUACCCCCCCCAGCCAUGGCAACGGGUACGAUGGGUGUCGGAGGUAUGGGAGUCGGGGGUGUGCCCGUCAAUCAGGGAAUGCUUGGCAUGAACAUGGGCAUGACGGCCCCUGCUGGGGUGGUCCUGCCUGGAGGUGCUGUUGGCAUGCCAGUGAUGGGCAUGGGCCAGGGAAUGACCCCUGGCAUGGUGCCACCCAAACAAGAUGCCUUCGCAAACUUUGGCAACUUUGGUAAAUGAACAUGAGGAGGAGAAGGAGGAGAGGAAGGAAGACUUUGAGACUAUGAGGAGAGCUGAAAGCACCACCUGGGGGGGGGGGGGGAAUUGAGCUGCCUAUCUCACAUGGACAAACUGAAAAAAAAACAAACAAACAAAAAAAAAUUAAACAAGCAAGCAACUGACAUCAGUCCUCUGCUCUCUGGGGUCUUUCCUGGGUUGGAAGAGAAUGAGGUUGCGGUUUCAGAGCAGCUUUUUUAGGGGGCGGGAGGGUCAAGGGAGUGAGGAAUGGAAAGCGUAUACAUAGCAUACUUCAAAGAAAGUAUCUUUUGGAGUUUCGGUACGUCUACCAAUACUGUUUCAAGAAAACAACACGAUCAAAUGAGUCCUGUUUUCCCAUCUUUUUCUACUUUAGUGUUUCUGCUUCUUUUAGAGUCUAAUGAAGGAAAAAAAAAGAAAAUUCCAGAAAUUACCUCACAUUAUCCAUACUUCAUGCUGUGACUCGGAAGAAUGAAAGCGUUUGUCUUUGUAAAUAUUCUUUUUUUGUGUGUGUGCAAAGAAAUAAAUUAUUGCAUUAUUAAGACCUCUUGGACAGUAUGGAUGUGGGUAAGAAGGCUUGAUGGACAAAGAGCUACCAUAGGUCCUUAAUUUCUUUAUUUUUUUUUUAAAUUGUUUUAUGUUUCAGUCAUACUGUUACAAAAUUACAUUCUACUUCCUUCACUUGAUCCCAUUUUGUUACAAGAUGGCCACCGUUCCAAAAGGAAAACAUGAGCAGUUCACUCGUAAUGCUGUCAUUCCUCAAUGGACUCUCUCCCUCACAGCUCCAGUCACAGACAGGCUUGACAUGUGAUCCGAACUGUUUCACAGUAUAGUUAGUGACUGCCAGCCUGUCUCAACAACAGAGUGCCUGACAGCAAGCUAGUUGCCUUCUUAUAUCUGUGGGCCACAUUUCAGAGCAAGCCAGUAUUCAACCCUAGAACAUGUGUAAUGAUGAGAACUGUUUUUUCAGUAUAUCAAGAUGUUACUGUAUUUCAUGGUAUGAUGUGUGGUUUUUUUUUUCUAUCAUUAUUACUAUUAAUAUAUUGGUUAAAUUUAUUUCAAGAAUUUUAGUUUUUUUGUUUCUUUGGUUUGUUUCAUUAUUGGUAAUGAAGGACAUGGUUGACUGAAGAAGAAAUCAUGAUUGAAGUGAAGUGUUUGCCACAGCCCUUCAUAGUUACAAGUCUGAGAUGACGAGAGUCUGGAUUUGAACGCACAAGGUCAAACUUAUGGUAUGAUAACCCAGUUAGACUUUCAUGUCUGUAACCAGGCUGUUUCAAUAUGGUAGCAUUUAAGGCUGCUCAGUGCAUCACAGAGAGCUGUUCCAAUUGUACUGUCAGUAAAGAACGUCCAACAGAUUCUGCCUCUGACUUACAAUGAUACAAUGUUACACUGAUGAUACAAUAAAUAGAAGUGCUGUAGCAGUUGAACUUGUGAGAGAGUUGCAGCUAUGGUGGUUGUUCUGUCGCUCUGAGGUUUGAGCCAAAGGCUAGUUCAGUACAUGUAUGAAGCUGUUCAGAUUUGCAUUGCUGAUUAUUUGCAUGUUUCUUAUUUUUAUUUCUUUUUUUUAAUUCCCAAAAGCUGCUGAACAUGUGACAGUCACACACUCAAGCAAAACACAUACCUAGAUCUCCUCCCAUCACAUUCUGAGGCAUUAUGUUUAAAAUGACCAAAUCUUUAUUUUGUUACUCUUGAGAUUUAUUCCAUGAGGAUUAGUUUUCCUAUUUUAAUACUUAACAUUAUAAAACUUUAUUAUAUUCAUAUACAUUGUUUUAGGGACGGGAGAUAAAAAAAAAAAAACAUUAGUUUUAUGAGCUAAGAAGCAGAAAGACAGAGGAACCUCUUUCAUAAAAUAGAUUUGUUUUCUUUGAUUUGUUCUCAAUACAUUUUAUGUAUGACAUUAAAUAGUUCAUUGAAAC
Sardina pilchardus (European sardine) is the source of this 3949-nucleotide messenger RNA. It is a transcript of the gene clint1b, whose product is annotated as clathrin interactor 1b. Gene Ontology annotation, biological process: endocytosis. Gene Ontology annotation, cellular component: plasma membrane; clathrin vesicle coat; endosome. Gene Ontology annotation, molecular function: phospholipid binding; clathrin binding. The coding region runs from base 129 to 2018 and encodes 629 amino acids. The record is from RefSeq and is a predicted model, not a curated record. NCBI's taxonomy places the organism in Eukaryota, Metazoa, Chordata, Actinopteri, Clupeiformes, Clupeidae. The transcript is spliced from 12 exons.